Molecule: messenger RNA, 267 nt
Organism: Plasmodium relictum
Lineage: Eukaryota; Apicomplexa; Aconoidasida; Haemosporida; Plasmodiidae
Product: conserved Plasmodium protein, unknown function
Exons: 1
Coding region: 1-267 (88 amino acids)
Source: RefSeq, a predicted model, not a curated record
AUGAAUAUUAAGGCUUUCAAAAAUUUUUUACGAGUUUUGAAAAUUGAGGAAAAAAAUGGAAUAGACAAAAACGUUUUGAAGGAAUUAAAAAAUUGGGGAAAAGAAAAAUUGUUAAAAAAUGAUGAAAUAAUAAAUGAAUAUUUAAUUUAUAAAAAUGUUUUAAAUGAUUAUACACAAAUAUUACAGGAAAAUAAAGCAGAAAAUAAGAAAUGUGAAAUUGAAAAAGUUGCAAACUAUGUUGGGUUAACUACAAAUUACACAAGAUAA